This is a messenger RNA of Oppiella nova, 708 nucleotides long. NCBI's taxonomy places the organism in Eukaryota, Metazoa, Arthropoda, Arachnida, Sarcoptiformes, Oppiidae. The record is from the annotation of a GenBank genome assembly.
AUGCCGAAAGAGUUCAUUGAGAUGAAGAUACCGGUUCCUUACGGUCGGAUUAUGGCUAAGGCUUGGGGUAAUAGUGACUCCCAUUGCCACAAAGUGCUGGCAAUCCAUGGAUGGCAGGACAACGCCGGUAGUUUUGAUACACUCGUUCCCCUUCUACCAGAAUCUCUAUACAUUUUGGCAGUUGAUCUUCCGGGACACGGACUGUCAUCACAUCUGCCACCCGGCUGUCCGUACACUGACAUCAUGUUUCUCAUAGAAGUCAAACGGAUAGUCGAUUACAUGGAGUGGAAUGAGUUCACUAUAUUAGGCCAUUCCAUGGGAGGAAUGAUUGGUCUCUUAUAUUCAAGUCUUUAUCCACAAUCCGUCACAAAAGUCAUAUUAUUGGACACAAUUAAGUCAUUCUGUUAUCCAUGGGAUAAAUGGCCCCAAAAGGUGGCCGAUAUUACCAAAGUAUUCGUCCAAAUGGAUCAAAAGAAUAGUAUUCCUCCGGUUUAUGAUCACAAGACAAUGAUAGAGAGAAUGAAGGGCUCGACCGCCAUUUACAAAGAUAUUAAUGAAGAGGCGAUUGAGUGUCUUCUGAGCCGGGGAUCAAAGGUGUCAUCGGAUGGAAAGGGAGAGUAUUUCAGUCGCGAUAUCAGAACGAAAUUGAUUUUUGCUCGACCGCCAUUUACAAAGAUAUUAAUGAAGAGGCGAUUGAGUGUCUUCUGA